GCAGUGGUGCGAUGAUAAAGCGUUUCAGUCGACAAACAUUCACCUCACAGCCGGCACACACAGACAGGAGAAGUUAACCAGACACGUUAUAGUUAGAUUUUGUUUAGAGGACCAGUGUUUAGUGUUGUCGCUGUGUGAGCUCGCUCUUAUUGUGACUGUUUUCUGACUGUUGUUGUCAGGCUAACAUUAGCUUAGCACAGGCUAGCUUCCCUCUGUCCUGUUGUUGUGAUUUCUGCCCCGACAAGCGCUCAAACCACCGGAGAGAAGACCGGGGAAACAUGACGCAGAUCAGCGGUAUCCAGUCACGGUGCCUGACAGUAACGUUACAGUUGAUUUUAGCUGCCGCCCUGCACCAGAGUUUUGCGACUGUUGCCCCGCCAGUGACCGCCCCACCACACAAGGAGCCCAGCAGACCCGAGAGGGGAAACUACAAUGUCAGCAGCAGCAAUGGCACUGUCUGUUUACUGGCGUCCAUGGGCCUCCAGCUCAACAUCACCUUCAAUUCUGCCUCCCUGAAUAAGACUGUGCAGGAGGUUGUGAACCUUCAGCCCAAUUUGACAAAGAGCUCUGGUUCAUGUGGCCCAGACAUCGCCUCCCUGCGACUCACGACGGAUGGAGAGAAAACUAACCUCACCUUGUUCUUCUCCCUGAAUACCACAUCCAGCAAGUACCACUUGAGUGAGGUGUCUCUGUCGGCUAUUUUACCAGACGUGAAAGAGCCCUUCUCAGCCAAUAAUGGCAGUCUGGACUACCUGCGAGGCACCCUGGGGUACUCGUACAUGUGUCGUGAAGAGCAAACUCUUGAUGUAGCUCAAGGUUUGUCCAUCAACACCUUCCAGCUGCAGGUGCAGCCCUUCGGCCUCGCCGGAGAACAGUUUGGAGCAGCUGAGGAGUGCCAGCUUGAUGAAGAUGACAUGUUGAUCCCCAUCAUAGUCGGAGCAGCUUUAGCUGGUCUCGUCCUCAUCGUGCUCCUGGCUUACCUCAUUGGCAGGAAGAGGAGCCAUGCUGGCUACCAAACCAUCUGAGGCGGCCUGUUACUCACAUGUCUCCAGAGGCCAGAGUGCGCUAUCACACCCUUACAAUUAACCACUGUUACAAGACUUAACACUCAACUUUGUCUCCCUAUAUCCCUCCAUCCUUCAACUCCUUGCUGCCUCUGUGUGUGUGUGUGCUUCUCCUCAGCCCUCAUCGGUAACACUAUUCAUUAUCACUUUGUGGAGUUUGUUGGAGGUUCAUAUAUGCUUUCUGAACUGACCUGCUCUUUCAUAAGAAAAAGGGACUUUGUUGGAAGAUUGUAAUAAGUAAAAACUCUAAACUGUUACCAUGUAUAGCAGAGGAUCCAUGAGUCCUCAAAUUGUGUUGUACUAUUUAUGAUUUCUGUGAAAAGGAAUUUUGAGGGAUUUUGGGAUUUGAGGAAAUUGCUACUCCAGCUUUUCUUAUCGUUUAUCUGUUUCCGGAUAAAUAUUUUAGCGGUCUCGACAUUAAGGAGGUUCGUUAUUGUAAAGGGAAUAUUACUGGCUGCUUAACGCUACAGAGCAAACAUCGGACAUUUUAUUUUGCAACUCUACAUUUAGCUCAAGUAAACAGAUUCUAGAGAACAUGUUGUACCACUGUCGACAAACACUAACCUGUUCUUCUUGAAGAUGUGUGAGGAGGAGGAUUUCACAAAACUAUUCCUUUAGGGGAUAGUAACCACUCCUUUUGGAUUCUACUGUUACAAUAUAUAUACACACACAUACCAGGGAUUGCUUAAUCAGUCUAUAAAAAUAGCACAUUUGGCUUCAGUGGAUAAAAAGCUCAGGACAUCACUGUAGGAACGUAAUAGUGUUGAUUUCUUAUAUUCCACUGGGUGGUUAUGUUUUUUUUUGUUUUUUUUAUCCCUGAAAGGUCCCACUUGGGAUUUUGGUUGCUGUAGGGAAAGAAGUUGCACUAUAGUAGUUAGAAACAGCCCCGUGUAAUAAUUUAAAGAUGGCCAAAAUGCUCUGGUCAGUGUUCAUCAGUGCCUUCCCAGCUGUAACAGAGAUGGGAUUAAAGUAAAGCCAAUAACUCACUCACUCACUCACUGACACUGUGUGCUGCCAUGUUUGGGACAUUUUCUUUGUGUCUCACAUAGCCUUCAUGUACAGAACUGUUAUUACCAUAAAUAUGCAUUGUUUGAUGUAAUAGGAGAAAGUACAGAUAUUUAUGUUUUUUUUAAUGUUUUCCUCCCCUCUCUCAUCUAAAUACUCAUGUAGUGAUUUAAUGUGGUUUUAAUGGAUUGUUUGAAAUGUUUUCUAAAGGCAUCAAAGGUCAAUAAAAGUGAACGACA
Messenger RNA from Scomber scombrus (Atlantic mackerel), 2308 nucleotides. It is a transcript of the gene lamp1b, whose product is annotated as lysosomal associated membrane protein 1b. The transcript is spliced from 6 exons. The record is from RefSeq and is a predicted model, not a curated record. Lineage: Eukaryota; Metazoa; Chordata; Actinopteri; Scombriformes; Scombridae. The coding region runs from base 279 to 1025 and encodes 248 amino acids. Gene Ontology annotation, cellular component: membrane.